This is a messenger RNA of Hemicordylus capensis (graceful crag lizard), 2495 nucleotides long. It is a transcript of the gene PRR7, whose product is annotated as proline rich 7, synaptic. The record is from RefSeq and is a predicted model, not a curated record. NCBI's taxonomy places the organism in Eukaryota, Metazoa, Chordata, Lepidosauria, Squamata, Cordylidae. The coding region runs from base 1442 to 2152 and encodes 236 amino acids. The transcript is spliced from 3 exons.
ACGUAGAGAGGGAAAGAGACCCGCCCAGAUCGGAAAGGACAGUGAGGGAGCCAAGCAAAUCCCGGCAGGAAAUCCCACCCAGGAGCAGAAAGGACGGAGGAGCCCUCGGGAUCGGCCAGCCUCCUCGUGCGGUGCUGCUCCUGCCGCCACCGCUGCCAGCUGGCCUGCACGAAUCUGACCCCACCCACAGCUUUUCGGACGGUCUGAGGGCCUGGGGAUUUCUCCGAGGAAAGCCCCGACAGGCUGCAAGCCCCUCAAGGGGGCAGGAGGAAGAGGCUGGCAACCGCUGGUGCUGCCGCCGCCGCCGGAGGGAGGAGCCAGAGGGCGGGGCCGGCAGAGAGCCGAGCUAGACAGGAGCCCGAGAGAAAGAGAGAGACGCGUGAGCGCUCGCAGCCGAGCAGACAAAGGGAGAGCCCUGGCACCGCCCGCGUGGAGGCCGCGGCGUCGGGCAGUGGGCAAGGCGACAGCUGGCGAGCACGCCGGGCACCGCACUCCCUGAUCGCCGGCAGAGCGCUCCCAGGCUGUGACCCCUCCACGCUGGACUCAAAGCUGGGGGAUGGCUCUGCCGACUGCCAGAGAUGAGGCUCCGACCGGCGAUCCUUGAUCUCGGGGAGGAGGACGAAGGAAGACCCUGCUCUACCAGCCCGGCCCCAUCAAAGCGACGAGGACGAGGCGCCGACCUGCCAGGGCUGCGCCGCGCUCAGGUGCUUGUUGUCCCCUGCUCUGUGCUCUCCUCCCCUCCUCCCCGGCCGCCUCUCCACGUGCUGCUGCCCCUUAAGAGGGAGAGUUCCUGUCAGCACUGCCGUUGGCUCCCAAAUGCCCUGACCCAGCGAUGGGAAGAAGUUGGGCUGGGUGCUGGUGUUACUGGUCGUGUCACCCCAAGUAUCCAAGAACUCAGGCACUCAAAGAAGAGAGUGUAUGCCGUGCCCACGAACCUUCCCAGCGCUCUCCCUCCCUCCACUGGGCUCCUUUAGGGGCAAGAACUCCCCCCUCUCCGUGAAAGGCCUAACUUUGUCCCUGCAUCCAGUGAACUGCUUCCAUGGCAACGGCUGCAGAGAGCGUGCAGGAGGCGGCGUGACUAGAAGGGGCUGAGCUGCUGCAGCACAGGGGCCUGGGCUCACACUUCCGCGGCCUUGACUGAAGGAGUGCCAGUGGAGGCACCUGGAUUGCAGUGAGGCCGAGAGCCAUUUUUGGAAAAGGUGAGACUACGUGCAAGGAAAGCAUAGGGGAGAUUUAUGAUCCCACCCACAUGACCGGGCAACAAGGGAAGCAGAGACAAGCUCAUCUGCAGAACUAAGCCUGUUGCUGCCUGUUACAGAAGAGCUGAGAGAGAGAGAGAGAGAGAGUCCCCACCCAGCCAGAGCGGAAGAGGAGCCUUGGCUUCAAAAAAAACCUGUUGGGGGAAACCUCUAGGACCCUCCACCAUUCCCCAGGAGUGAAGAUGGUGAUGUCCCACGGCACCUACACCUUCCUCACCUGCUUUGCUGGCUUCUGGCUUAUCUGGGGGCUCAUUGUGUUGCUAUGUUGCUUCUGCAGCUACCUGCGGCGGCGCAUGAAACGGCGGCAGGAGGAGCGGCUGCGGGAGCAGCACCUGCGCACGCUGGAGAUGGAGCCCCUGCACUACGAGGGCUAUGGGGGCCCUGCCUAUGGGGGCCCUGCUUAUGGAGGCGGCUAUAUGAGAAGCCCACCAGGCAUUGCUGUGCCCCACCGACUCCGCAUUGAGCCGCCCCGCCCCCAUCUCCCGCCCCCGAGACCUUGGAGCUGCAGACACGAGCCGGAUCCAUCGAAGCCCCCUUGCUACGAGGAAGCCGUGCUGAUGGCAGAGCCUCCCCCCCCUUACAGCGAAGUCCUGACCGACACGCGCGGCUUGUACCGCAAGAUCCACGCCCCGUUCCUGAGCCCGGAGCAGCCGGAGAAGCAGGAGCAGCCGCCCAGCUCCAAGCCCCUCUUCCUGGACCGGGGCUAUGGGUCAGCCCUCCACCUGCCCAGCUCGGCCAGCCGGGGCCCCACCCUCUACCUGGAGGCGGAGCACCCGCAGCGCCUCUUCCCCAGCUGGACAGACUCCGAACUCAGCACCAGGGACAGCUAUGAGCCUGGGCCCUGGCACCUGCCUGUCUCCAUGCCUUUGUUUGGCAGGACUACGGCAGUUUAGUACACGCCACGCCGUGCCACGUGGGACUGUGGCUGCUGCGCCGAUGCUGGAGACGACGGGCAGCCUCUUCUCUGGGGCUGUGGGAGCCCCCAAGUCCCUGAGUCCGAGCCUUCCGGCCACGCCCAGGCCACAGGCCUGCACAGUGCAAAGGUCCCCGUUGUUUCUGACCUCCUGGCCAGGGCGGGAUUGGGGCUGGUCUCCCCGUCUCACCCACUCCCCUUUUUCUGGGCCCACUACAGGCUCUGUUGGUGCUGACUGCAAGGGGGCCUCUGGCUUGGCCUAAACUUUGUUUCCUAUUUUUUGUUUGUUACCUUUUGACAAUAAUAAAGUUUGUGGAACCUGA